Messenger RNA from Amorphotheca resinae ATCC 22711, 1812 nucleotides. RefSeq lists its product as hypothetical. The record is from RefSeq and is a predicted model, not a curated record. The transcript has 4 exons. Gene Ontology annotation, cellular component: mitochondrion. Gene Ontology annotation, biological process: protein phosphorylation; regulation of glucose metabolic process. Gene Ontology annotation, molecular function: pyruvate dehydrogenase (acetyl-transferring) kinase activity. NCBI's taxonomy places the organism in Eukaryota, Fungi, Ascomycota, Leotiomycetes, Helotiales, Amorphothecaceae. The coding region runs from base 382 to 1698 and encodes 438 amino acids.
AGCUUCUCUUCUUUAACCCACAACACCAUCCUCGACACCAGACUCUGCACGCCCCCUUUUCCUCUCGUCGCAUCUCUCUCCCUCUCCAUCAAUCCACCCGCCCGUUUGCUCAAUUGCUCGCCACUUCUUCUCUUCUCCUCCUCUUUGUGCUUUGCUUUGCUUCCCCCUCUGCCUUGGCCCAGCAGCGAGCGGGCUACCUCGGCUUUCGUCAGCUCCCGCGUGCGUCAUAAGCAGCUUCAGGAACGAGCGCACAGAACGCGGAGACAAACAAGAGCAUUUCGCACUGUGGCCAGCAACAGCACAUGGCUUGAUAGAGCCGCUUACUCUCCAAGGGCUUGCCAUUAUCCAUUAGAGGCCUGAGGGCCGCGAAGCAGUCACACGAUGUCUUGGAAAAAGUCCGAGAAGCUGAUGGACACCAUCAAGCAUUACUCGGGCUUCCCAGCGACGGGCGUGAGCUUGAGGCAGAUGGUACAGUUUGGGGAGAGGCCAUCUACAGGAACACUAUUUCGGGCGUCGCAGUUCCUCUCUGAAGAACUUCCCAUCCGGCUCGCGCACCGGGUACAGGAACUUCAGGAGCUUCCAGAUGGGUUGAAUGAGAUGCCAUCUAUAAAGAGGGUACAGGACUGGUAUGCGCAGUCAUUUGAGGAGAUAACCACUCUUCCAAAACCACGAUUAUCGAAGGAGGUUCGAGACAAACUCAUGAAGCCCGUGAAUAGCAACGGGAAGCAAUCAAGGAUCCUUACGGAGGCGACACACAACCCCAGCGUAAGGGAGGGUCAAUAUAGCUCAUCCCCUUGGCAGACACACGGAAGUGGAAACGACUCCAAGAAAGCCCCCACGCGAAGAUACUUUGCAACGGUGGAGGAUAGUACGGACUGGCCUCCGGAGCUUCAUGAUUACAACCAGCGAUUCGCAUCAACGUUGAACCAGAUCAAACGACGGCAUGACGGCGUCGUGACCACCGUAGCGCAGGGCAUCCUAGAAUACAAGCGCCGACGGCAACGCAUGCAGAUCGAUAACAACAUCCAAUCCUUCCUCGACCGAUUCUACAUGUCGCGUAUCGGGAUCCGGAUGCUGAUCGGGCAACAUAUUGCCCUGACGGACCAGAGCCGCAACAAAGAUCCCACAUAUGUCGGGAUCAUCUGCACGAAGACCAACGUCCGCGAUCUGGCUGAAGAAGCCAUCGAGAACGCUCGAUUCGUGUGCGAGGACCACUACGGGUUAUUCGACGCCCCGAAGGUCCAGCUCGUCUGCCCGCCGAACCUGAAUUUCAUGUACGUCCCCGGACAUCUGUCGCACAUGCUCUUCGAAACCCUGAAGAACUCCCUCCGCGCUGUGGUCGAGACACACGGCCAGGACAAGGAGGACUUCCCGGUGACGAAGGUGGUUGUUGCAGAAGGGAAAGAAGAUAUCACCAUCAAAAUCUCAGAUGAGGGAGGGGGCAUCCCGCGGAGUGCUAUCCCUCUCGUAUGGACAUACAUGUACACGACGGUGGAUGCGACGCCCAGCUUGGAUCCUGAUUUCGACAAGAGCGAUUUUAAAGCGCCCAUGGCAGGAUUCGGAUACGGUCUACCGAUAUCCCGAUUAUACGCGCGGUAUUUCGGAGGGGAUCUCAAGCUGAUCAGUAUGGAAGGCUACGGAACAGACGUAUACCUCCAUCUCAACCGGCUGUCCAGCUCGUCGGAACCUCUGCAAUAACAAUCAGCAGUCAUGAGGACCGGCUCGGGUUUCUCUGCCCCGGCGGCCCAAGGAUUGACGAUGAUGAGGGUGAAGCAGAUGAAUCUCAAACUCAAGAACCGGGAGGUCACGGAG